AUGUCUCUUACAGUUCACCAUCUCCAAGUCUCCCAAUCAGAACGCAUCCCCUGGUUGUGUGAAGAACUCAACAUCCCUUAUGAUCUCAAACUCUACAAACGCUCCCCUCUUCUCGCACCGCCAGAGUUCAAAGCCCUUCAUCCCAUGGGAGCUGCUCCCGUGAUCCAAGAUGGUCCUGUCACACUCGCAGAGAGUGCCGCGUGCAUCGAGUACCUUAGCAACAAGUACGCCAACGGAUCUCUCUUCCUGCGCCCAGACAACCCAGCCUAUGCCGACUUUCUCUACUGGUGGCACUUCCCUGCCGGUACUCUCGGACCGGCUCUGGGGCGCAUCAUGCUGAUCCGUUCCGCCAAGCUCGGAGAUGAUAACCCCGUUGUGCAGUUUGGAAAAGCAAAGUAUAGCCAAGCUUUGAAGCUGCUGGACGAAAGGGUCAAAGAAAAUGAGUGGCUUGCCGGAAAUGAGUUUACUGUCGCUGAUAUCAUGGUUGUGUUCCCCUUGACUACAAUGAGGUACUUUUCACCCUACAGCUUGGAGGAGUAUCCCAACAUUGUCAAGUACCUUGAGCGUAUCGCGGGCAGGGAAGCGUAUCAGAGAACGAUGGAAAAGAUUGAUCCUGGCAUGGAAUUGGCUAUUGGCGCGAACCCACCAAAGAGCCCUUUCAAGUUGUAG
Molecule: messenger RNA, 669 nt
Organism: Fusarium venenatum
Lineage: Eukaryota; Fungi; Ascomycota; Sordariomycetes; Hypocreales; Nectriaceae
Product: glutathione S-transferase
Source: RefSeq, a predicted model, not a curated record